CCUCACAGCCCAUAUCCAACUGCCUUACAGCCCACAGGGCUCUCCCCUCCCUCUCUCUCGCCGCCGCAGCCUCCUCGCACAUCUCAUCUCCGUCCUCGCCCGCUGCCGCUCCCGCCGCCCCGCACCCCUUCCGCACGGAUCCGCCUGCCCAUCCUCCGCAUCUCCAUGGCCGGACAUUCGGGUACCGCUCACGCCAGCGGCCGCGGGAAGACUCCGCCCCCCUCCACCAAUCUCCUCCGCAUUUCAAUGGCGGGAGACCCGGACCAAGCUCGCACUUCACCUUCGCACUGCCGUGGCCGCGGCCGCGGCCGCGGCCGCCUUGACUCCCAGGCCCCCAAGGGCAACCAGGCCGUUACAGACGAGCCCGAUUGUACGGUCGUCACCUCGUUCUUGCGCGGCCGCGGGAAGAUUCCACCCCCCUCCACCAAUCUCCCCCGCAGCUCAAUGGCGGGAGACCUGGACCAAACUCGCACUUCACCUUCGCACGGCCGCGGCCGCCUUGGCUCCCAGGCCCCCAAGGGCAAGCAGGCCGUUACAGACGAGUCCGAUUGUACGGCUGUCACCUCCUCGCGCGGCGGCGGGAAGACUCGGCCGCCCUCCACCAAUCUCCUCCGCAGCUCAAUGGCGGGAGAUCCGGACCCAGGAUUUGUGGCGGACACGCGGCGGAUCAGCCAGGCCCUCGCCGCUCCCCCAACUUGCGCCAGCUCGUCACGUACUAAGUCAUCGAGCAGCUUCUCGAGCGGCCGCGCAGCACUUCCUUUCAUGGACAAAGGCAAGCAACCUGCCAAGGAGCAGGUGGCUGAGAGGCCACAGCCUACGGGAUUUAUGGCGGACGCGCGGCGGAUCAGCCGGGGCCCUACUGCUCCUCCAACUCAUGCUACUUUGUCUUAUACCAAGUCACGAAACAGGGUCAGAGAGGAGGCAGUGUCAAAUUUUACGCUCAAGCCUUUAGGAUCUACCGUGACAAGACCUUUUAUACUCCGCAAUGAAGUGUUCACAGAGCUGCUCCCGCAUCAGGUGGAGGGCCUGGAAUGGCUUUGGAAUAUCCAUUGCCGUGGAACGGGAGGGUUAGUAGCUGAUGAUAUGGGUCUCGGCAAGACUAAACAGAUACUAGCAUUUUUAGCAGGUCUCCUUGAAUCAAAGCUGAUGAAAACAGCACUAAUUGCUGUUCCUGCAGCCAUUGUGCAUCAAUGGAUUGAAGAAAUGAUUGAUCUUGGCCUAGAGAACUACAUACACAUAUUUAAGGAUAAACAAACAAGGAAAGAGGAGCUUGCCAAGUUUUGUGAGUCUGGGGGCCUUCUUAUCACUACACACACUCUAGCAACUAAUAAUUGGUCAGUGCUGAAGGGGCCGUGGGACUAUAUGAUCAUUGACGAGGCUCAUGUUACUUGCAAAAAGGAGACAUUAAAGUCAUACUGUAACUUGCAGAGGCUUCAUUGUAGCCACAGAAUACUCCUUACUGGAACUCCAUCACCGAAUGGGUUGAAGGAGUUACGCGCAAUUCUUAACUUCUGCUGCCCAGGAAUAUUCAGUUCUGUGAAGGACUUUCAUGAAAACUAUUUAGCUCCUCUUGUCGAAGGAAACUACAAGGGGUCUUCUUCAGAGCAGCUGAAUGAGUCUUUCAAGGCUUCGCAGAAACUGCAAGGUCUGCUCAGUCCUUGCUUCUUGAGAAGAUUGAAAAAUGUGCUAUCAUCUACAGAUACGCCUGAGAAAAAAAGAUUAAAUUUACCUGAAAAGGUUGAGUUUGUCGUUUGGCUUAGAUUGUCGCCUUAUCAGGAGAAGUUAUACAGAGAGCUUCUGAGUGGUGGUAUUGUUCGAAAAAACAACCCAGGAGAAAUGAUAGUAGCUUCAACGCUAAUGCAAAAAAUUUGCAACCAUCCUACUAAAUUGGACAAGAUAAGUCAAGAAGACCUAGAUGGUACGCAGAGAUUUGUUCUAAAAUGCAUGGUAAAAAAAUUAAGAAGCAGAACAUCUACAGAUGAUAGACAUUUUUCUGAAGAACAUCACUCUUCAAAACUUGAUAUCAUAGUGAGGUUGCUGGAAAGGUUUAAUGAGCAAAAGCUUCGAGUGUUGAUAUUCUCUCGAACUUGCGAAAUGCUGGAUGCCAUUGAGGCGUUCAAAAAAGCUGACGGAGCGCCUAUUUUCUUAAUUUCCUCCUUCUCCGGUGGUACUGGAUUAGAUCUUCAUAUUGCUUCAAGAGCAAUCAUUGUGGAGCCAUUCUGGAAUCCAUGUGUUGAUGACCAAAGUGCCGAUCGCAUUUAUCGUGUGGGGCAGAAGAAAAAGUGCAUUAUCUAUAGACUAAUUAGCUCGGAAACUAUUGAAGAGAUUGUGUAUAAAGCACAGGUUUUCAAACUAGGCAUUUUUAAGUCUGCCACUGAGAAUAAGGACUUUCAAAGAUAUAUUACCGAAAAGAGGAAUGAGCUUCUGAAAACACCUCCAAAUGGGUAUGGAAGUUCAAGAACUCUACAAGAGUUAGAGAAGGAACCCACCCAAACCUUGUCUGAGGAGAUGAGCAACGAACUAAAUUUCCUCAAGAACAGAGAUAUUGUGGGUGUGUCCAUUCACGGUGCAUUGUUUCAAGGAGCGCCAAGUAGAAAGCCUAUUAAGAGCGAUGAUUCAGGCGGCUCAAUUGAAACAAACUGGCACUUGGAUGAGAAAGAAAACUUAAGAAUGGCACGACAAAAUAAAAUUGCAUUUCAUGAAGCUGAAAUUAGAAACUAUAAAAGUUUGUUAGCCCAGAUUAGCAAGGGAGGAAGGCUACUUCCUGAUGGGGGAGCAAAGCUUGUUCAGACCAUUGCACGUAAUACGGAUGCUCUUUCUAAGCUGGGUGCAGAUACAGACCCAAAAGAUGACACGUAAUUCUUUGUUAUCAGCAGGCUGACCUGAAAGAUUGUAAAAGAUGGUUGUGCAAAACAGAAAGAAAUCAGAGUCACCAUGCUUUGGUGUUGAUUCCAAGGAACAGAUUUAUGUUAUUUUGUUAUGAGAACAGUUUGUAGCUUUCUGUAACAUCUGUAUGAAUCAUUUUCUUUCCGGUAAUUUGGUUAACAUAUUACCAUUGAGCUAGAUAAUUUUAGUUACUUGAAAUGUUAGUAAACACAGCUUUUGAUGAAAUAGUCACUUGUUUGAAGUCAUGAAAAAGAAAAAUGAGAGAAUAAAUAUUUCAUGGUUACUUCAAAUAUUCGAUUCUGAGCUCAGGCUCAGAUGAUUCUGA
Messenger RNA from Triticum aestivum (bread wheat), 3211 nucleotides. Its product is annotated as SNF2 domain-containing protein ENL1. The transcript has 19 exons. Lineage: Eukaryota; Viridiplantae; Streptophyta; Magnoliopsida; Poales; Poaceae. The record is from RefSeq and is a predicted model, not a curated record. Bases 166 to 2859 code for a protein of 897 amino acids. Gene Ontology annotation, molecular function: DNA translocase activity; ATP binding.